This is a messenger RNA of Caenorhabditis elegans, 969 nucleotides long. RefSeq names its product SHSP domain-containing protein (gene K04G2.4). NCBI's taxonomy places the organism in Eukaryota, Metazoa, Nematoda, Chromadorea, Rhabditida, Rhabditidae. Bases 172 to 936 code for a protein of 254 amino acids. The record is from RefSeq and is marked reviewed. The transcript has 6 exons.
AAGAUUUGUAGUUCAGAUAAACUGUGACAGAAACAUGUUUCGCGAAGAUUCUUUCUUCGAAUAAAAAACUUUAGAUAAAAAAAGAUUCAUUUCUGAUUUUACUCAUAUAUUCUUCCGCCGACAAAAUACCAGGAAAUCGUAUCGUGUGCAAUAAGAGAGAAAGAUUCAAGAAUGGGCUGUAGUCAUAGUAAAAACAAAAACUCAAAGUCCAAAUCAGCGAUACUGAAGAAAGAGCAUCCAUUGGAACGAUCGAUUCAUCACAAUCGAGUUGCACAUUUCGACGAAACUCAGCCAACAAGUCAAUCGACAAGUGUUGAAUCAGAAGAACUAAAUGUGAAGCAUUACUCGAAAACUUUGCUCAACGAUACUGUGGAGCCAACUCAUCAGAAGACUAGUGCACACGUUCCAGAGAAAAGUAUCAAGAAGCAAGAAGUCAAGCAAGAAGUCAAAAAGCAUGAAACAACCACAGUCGUUCACACGAAUGUACAUGUGCCAAAACCUACUCAUAAGCUACCACAAGCAUCUGAAAUUCCUAUUGAAAGAAUGGGAUCAGAUCCUCAUACAGCUAUUGCACCUACUUACCAACAAAAACAGUUCGCCACAUCUACUUACUACCCAAUGCCCACAAUUGGAGAAAAACAAAAAUCACCAGAAAAAGCAAAACCGGCAAGAAAAGUUGAUAAUACUGAUGAAAAGAAGAGAAAGAAAGAUCAGAAUGAAAAGCCAGUUAUCAAUGGACCAAAUGUUCGUCAUCAAUUGACUCCAGAAGAUUUGGAGUAUAUCAAACGAUCGGUUCAACAAAGAAACGAACGACGUGCGUUUAUGAUGGCUCAUCGAAAUGAAACAGACGACACGUUGUAUGAGCUUGAAGUACGAAUGCCGGAAAAGGACUACACAAAUCGAAUGGAGGUUGGACAGAACUAUCGUGUCUGUUGAAAAUUGAGAGAAAUAAAGUGUGUCUGGUGAAAA